GUCGAGGUGGAGGAUCCGCAGCCAAUCAGAUCGCGUCAUCUUGGAGCGACGCUGAAGCAGCACUGCGAGGAAAACAAGCCGCUACGGGAAACAGUCGCUGAGAGAGGCAGAAACCCUCCAACUGUCGCGUUGUUUUCAGUGAUGUAGAGACAAAGGACUGAGUUGCUGUGUAAUAAAAACAGGACCCAUGACCCUGACUCGAGGCUCCUUCAGCUACUCCAAUGACGAGGAGUACCACGGCGAAUGGAAAGAAGGUCUGCGUCAUGGCCUGGGUCAGCUGACCUUCAGCGACGGGACGUGUUACACGGGACAGUUUGAGAACGGCCUCUUCAACGGCUGCGGGGUGCUGGUCUUCCCCGACGGCUCCAGGUAUGAAGGUGAAUUUGUUCAGGGCAAAUUUCAGGGCGCCGGUGUCUUCACUCGCUUCGACGGAAUGAGGUUCGAGGGCGAGUUUAAAGGCGGAUGUGUGGAUGGCUACGGAGUGCUGGCGUUUCCAGACGCAGGCGGCGGCGGCGGCGGUCAUGAGGGCCUGUUUGAAAACAACCAGUUGACGAGGAUGGAGAACAGCCAGGCAGCUGUGCAGAGAGCGCAGGCUGCAGCCGCCAAGGCCCGAGCUCUGGCCAUGUGACCCAGACCACAUCACCCACUGUGCACCCGGACCAGGAUCAUCCUGCUCCCAUCAGCCUCCUCCUGGUCUGACCAGCUGACGAUGUGAUUUCUGCAGUAUUCUUCUCUGGAGUAGAACUCAGUGACUCCGCUAAUGUGUGACCACUGUAUACAAUUUUUUAAUCUUUAUUUUAAUUUUAAUUUUUUCUUCAUUAUUUUUAUUAUUAUUGUUGUUAUUUUUGCCUCUGAUCAGAAAGCCACUGAUUCAGGAUCAGCUGAGCCAAACGGAUUAACUGCUCGCUCAACACUCUGGUGCUUCAGGCUCAGAUAACCAGACAAAACAGGACUUUGGAUUCAGAGGUGCACACGGGAGUUUUCCAGUAAACACUGAUUUGGUGGCCACCAGACGUCUGAUUUUAAAUUGGAUGAAAACUGGUUAUAAACUCUUCAGAUAGUUCAGUUUGUACAGUUUGUAAUCUUUCUUAUCCCUCACUGAUUCUAAUUAGGUUCAGUUUUCAACAUUUGCAGGUAGUUAAAAGUUAUAAAUAACUAAAACUCAUCUAGACUGCCGCCUGAGAAAGGGGAACUUUUUUAAUGGCAGCCUAAUUAAUGUUUACAGCCUGAAAAUGAGACGAGUAGCAGAAGAUGGAAACGCGUCUGACACGUCUGAAAUAACAGCUGCACAUUUCUUAGGUUCCACACUUUAUCAUUAACACGCUGCUUUCCUGAACGCCACAACAGCUACGAACGUUUAAAAGACUGUGACUCACAGAAGAUUGACGACUGAUGGGACGCUGGCUGCACCGAAGCAUAAAAACCGUUUUCAUUUCGCCGUUUGAUUUACUUACUUACAGAAUUAAGUUGUCAUUUUAACCUGUGAAAUCGAUGGCGAGCGCAGGCUAAAGCUGAGAAGCCCGCUCAUGUCGCCUGAAUUAUUUGCACAUUAACAGACAAGGUUUGAUAAGAGAUUGAUUAGCGUCAGAGUUUAAUGAAUCUGGGAAUUUUGCCAACUGGGAACUGGAUCCAAAAUCAGACUGACAUCCUGAACUCAACUCAGCAGCAUUUAAAUGACCACUUAGGACCUGCUUCACACUGAAACGUAGUCAUUUGACAGGUAAUUUACCCCCCAAAGUUUGGUCGUUUGGUCCUAACUAUAGGGAAACACCUUCAGUUAAUUAAUUCCAAUUAGCUCCAGUUUUCCUUUUCCGAACGUCGGGUCUGAGCUCAGAGGGCGAACAGAUUGCCGAACCCUCUGAGGAGGAGGAGGAGGAGGAGGAGGGGACGGCGGUGCUGUGAAACCCAGACGAGAUGCCUGCCGAGCGACAGGCCGUUUGAGACAGCUGAAAGUCGGGUAUUUUUAACCAGACAGCACGACAACGUCCAGACGAGUAUUUUAAAUCAGAUCGUCACGCUUUCCUAAAACCCAACCAGACUUUCAGAGCAGAACAGCCUUGUGGCAACAUAAAAGUGAAAUCACAUUAUUUAAACAUAUUAUUUAAAGUUUAUUCUGCUUAGGGUUUCCUGUCGCUGCUGUUUAUAAACCUGACACAACUGACCAAACCUCCAUCAGAAAUAUCUUAAAUGGCUGAACCUUUAACACAAAAUACACGUUUUUAUCCAAAAGACUUCAGUUCACUUAAAAUAAUAAAAUCUUACUUUCCUUUUAGGCAGAUUUCACCCCUUUUUGACUUAAUCCAAACAUAUUUUAGCCUUCAGACUUCCGGAUCAGUGCUUACUGGGUCUCCUGCCUCGUUGUUAACAUUUGCUCUGACAUGUGACCUCUCGCUGGUGCUCGAGUGUUUGCUCUCCGUUAGUGAAACGGGCCUAAAGUGACUGUGAGCAGCGUCGUCUUUUGUUGUUUUCUUUCUUCCACUCAGUGCCGUUACAUCUCAGUCUGAUCGCAGAUCAGCGGGAUCAUCCCCCUCAGUGCCAACCACACAGUGCCAACAGGCUGCAGCUGAUCUGGAGUCAGUGGCUCGUCACGGGGAGGAAGCUGGGGGGGUGUAGCGGACGGAGGUGAGCGGAGCAGGGGAGGGGGGUGGAAAUGCCUGCAGUGUCCAGGGUGCAGUAAUGAGUGCAAUUUCUGCUUCUGGAGCUGCAAUUUGAUAAUGACGUGCAAUUUCUGCCCGAAAGCAAGAUUUCCCUCUCGGCGUGUUUUACCUUGGGAGAUGAUUGGCUGGCUGCUUUGUGUGCACGAGAGGCUUUGUGGGUCAGUGGGAGGCUCAUCUGAUGAAGCGGAGUCUGGGCGUCAAACGGCUCUCUGAACCGGACGGGUUUCAUUCCAGAAAUACGUGCGAAGGGCCUUUUUUUCCACGUCGAUAUUUUUAAAAACUCUUGAAUCUUGUAAGAAAAAAUAUUUUUUUUAAAAAACAGGAACCCACGAUGUGCUUUACCUUAAAGUCAGGAUUCAUUUACCAAAACCAAGACUUGAAGUUUUUGGCGCGUUAGUGGAAUGAAACCCCGUCCUUCACCUGGUGCACUUCUCACCUGGGAAACCUGGGAAACCUGGGAACGCUCUUGCAUGCUUUGUGUGGCUUGUCUUUUUUUUGUUCUCUACUUUUCACAUCUUUGAUUAAUGAUUAAUGAUGUCACUUUCAGCGUUUAGCGUUUGUGUAUAAAUCACCGACACCCCUCCCCCUGGUGGGGUGUAAGCAUCUCUGUUGUGAACUUAACAAAGCUUGUGAUAAGCUCUAACUAACACAUAUUUCAUGCGUGCGUCGUGCCUGCUGGGAAUCGGCGUCUGUCUGUGUAAUGACACUGUGUGUGUGUGUGUGUGUGUGUGUGUGUGUGUGUGCAGUCGUGCUGUGGGUUGGCAGGCGGGUGGGGUAUUAAAAGGGAAAUGGAUGUAAUUGUCGGUUAUGUGAUUAUCUCCGAGCGCGAUUAAUUUAGGAUGUGGUUUUGGGGGGGUCUGAUGUCUUCCCCACUGACCAAUCUGACAGCGACCUCGACAAGAGCCGGACUGAUGGAGGCAUCUCGCACCUUUUAAUUGGCUCUGGGAUUCAGGCAAAGACACUGUUAAAUGGAGCUGACUGUUGCCUUCAGCUGGGUGGUUUUCAGGCCGUCGGGGUGUGAUUUGUGCUUCAGUGACGCUGUGUUGUUAGCAGGCAGAAACCUUGUGGCUUCGUUCUUAGCAGCAGUUUUUGUUUUGUUCUCUUUCUUUAUGAUGAUCCCGCGUUUCCUCGCAGCUUGACAAAACAUUCACGGAUCAUGAAACCCUUUAAGAUGCACCCUAAACUUGAAAAGUUGCCGUUCGAUAUUAGCAGAGAAGCGACUGUGGUCAUGAGUGGCGUCGUGUGGCUGACUCCAUGUUUCACUGUGACGCGUCGCUCCGAUGGGAACGCAAGUUCCAGGAUGUUCGCGUCUGCUUCGGAGCGGCGACGAAACCAGACGACCACAGAAGACAACCAUGAAGAAACCUCAAAUUAUCAGCGAAAGAGCAAAACGUAUCCUAAAAAUGUUCCUCAGUGAAGAAAUGGGAACAAAAAACUAAGAUGUCCUCAACUCAUCUAAUGUAAAUAAUAGCUUAAAGGAACAGUUCCAGAUUUUUGGAAAAUACGGUUAUUAUUUCUCGCCAAGAUUUAAUAUUGAUAUUAAUCUCAUGUUUGCACAGUAAAUAUUAGAGAUGAGUGCGUAGUUGGCUAAGAUGAGUAUCAUCUCACUAACACAAAUAGAGCAACUUGUCAUUAGUUAACAGCACACAGUUGGCUCCGGUCCACUUUAAGCCCCACCCACUCAAGCUUAACUUAGCUUAGCAUAAAAACUGGAAACGUGGGGUGAAGCCAUUUCAACCUGCUUCCUCUCGCUAUGCUAAGCUAACUUCUCAUCUAACUCUUAGCAAGAAAGCAAAUAAUCGUAUUUCACAAGAUAUCAAAGUGAAUCAGUUUGAGCUUGUUUGGUGUCUCACCCCACGUCAGGAUGAUAAGACAGACGUGACUUUUAUCCUGUUGGAGCUUUUACCUGUUUUACCUGUUUAGCGUUGGCCACAGCUAUGCUAGCAGUUUGCUCCUGUUUCCAGGCUUCUGAGCAUGUUUCAAGCAUUUGACUGUGGGCAAGACAACAAACUGUCAGACUGUUCCUUUAAGGUUAAACAAAGGUGAUGUAACUGUCUUUAUAUGUGAAUUGUGUGCCAAAGUGUCUGACUCGACCAUUUAAAAAGAUGAAGUUCAAGAAGUAAUUUUCUUUGCUAAAACUCAUUAUCCAAACAUUCUGCUUUGGAGGAGAUUUAAAUGUUCAAAUGUUGAGCUUGUCCCGAGUCCUUUCACUAAGACUGUAAGACUGUUUAUUUGCCACCACAGGGGCCUCGUUACAGAAACCCUCUGGGUCUCAAAUCUUAACUCAGUGGAGGAAGACAUGUAGGAUAUUUGGCAUUACAGAAACACUUAACCGCUUUUCCGGUUGGAAUUUAGCUGCGACCAAAGACUUUGCUAAGUUAGGACGACCGUAAAGCGACGACGUGAAGGUGGCGAACAACACGAACUCUGACGUUUUGAAUAUUAUAUAUCAUUCGACAUGCGUGUGAAUAAACAGCAACUUCUACUUUCUUAUGAUAAGACACACGAGGUCUGAGCCACAAGUUUGCUUCUGUAACGGGAAUCUUUGUCACUUAAGACAAACAGUGUGGACAUUUGUCUGUAAUGAGGCCCCAGGACUUUCCUUCUCCCAUAAUCUUAAGUUGAAUGUCAUUUGUUUUCUUUCUGUCUGUGAUUUCAGUGUGAGUCCGUCCCUUAUCCUGCACUCCUGUGAGGACUGUAAUCCGUGUCAUUAGUUUCAGUAGGUCCACAGUGUUCACCUCUCGCACUCGUUCACACAUGGACGCACACUGAUGCAUGGCCUCAUGUUUGGCACAGACGAAACCAAACCCAUUACCGCCGCCGCCGCCGCCGUAAUGAGACAGUGAGUUAUGAACGACACAGAGGGGGUUUAACAAGUGCCUGAAAAAAACAACCUUCUUCUACUGUGCUUUGGAUACUUUGAAUACUGCCCGACUGUUUCAGUACCUUUUCCUUAAGCGUCGCUGUUUUGUUUUGUUUUGUUUUUCUUAAGAAAAAGCUUCGUGUCUUUUCUCUGCUUAGUGUGGGAAAGCGAGGGAGGCAGCGUGGGGGGUGGAGGACGGUGGAGGACCAGUAUCUCCUGUGUAUCAUGGCCUUCUGGUGAGGUUCGAGUCUCAUGACGCGACCGACUCGCCGCCUUCGCUCGCCUGCUCUUGGGGGUUCAGUUUUAGGCAGAGUAGUGUCAAACAGUAGACACGACAACAUUCGCAUUCAAGCAUUUGUGAAACGGCCUGUUUUGAUUUUCAGCAACAGCAGGAGGGGGAAGACGAAACGGUUCAGGUCCCACAUUAUGUAGCCGUCGCAAAGUUAUUUUCAGGUCAGUUUUGAUUUAUUUAUGUGACAUGCAUUGUCAUGUGCUGCUGCCUCAGUGCUGACCAGGAAAAAACAAUCCGUCUCCUGCAAGUCCUCCCACCGCAGGAAGUGAAAUACUGGAAUCCGACUGGCUGACGGCAGCAGCUCUGGGGCAAACCAGGUGUGUGAAGGCUUUUCUGGUUCAGCUGCUGAUUGGAUGGAAUCCAGUAACUGCUAAUAAAACCCAAUCAGGGCCGUUGAUGACACGUCUAACGAGUUCACCUGAAAGCUUCACUUGUGUACACAUCAGAUCUUUAAACUGAAACUGGAUAC
This is a messenger RNA of Scatophagus argus, 6281 nucleotides long. Its product is annotated as MORN repeat-containing protein 4-like. The record is from RefSeq and is a predicted model, not a curated record. NCBI's taxonomy places the organism in Eukaryota, Metazoa, Chordata, Actinopteri, Scatophagidae. Bases 188 to 628 code for a protein of 146 amino acids. The transcript has 5 exons.